AUGGAUAUUGAAGUCUCGAGCUUUUUUGCACAAGGUGAAGGUCUCGUAGACCUUUUGGACAGCAGCAGCAGUCGAAAUCGAGGAUUUUAUCCACUGGCUGAUCGUCAUUCCAUGGGUUUUUCAUCCAUUCAGGAAGAACUCUCUCACCCAAGUGGGUUUUUUCAUGAACCUCUUCAACAGCAUAACCACAUGGACAUGGAGGACGAGCCGGAAGCCGAAAUUGAACCAGACGUUGAACCAAUUGUCACAACGACCCCUCAUAAUGUCGGGCAAGUUGUUGAUCGACUGUUUGAAAUUCAUUCGGCACUCAAGAGUCGUCAUUUGGGACAACGAACAGCUGCAUCAGCUUUAGCGGCCAGUAAAUUGGUCAGUACAGUAACGUACCCAAUCGUCGACCCGCUUCCACGAGAUGAAGAAUUGGAAGCAUUGGAAAAUACCCGGAAAAUGCUCGAGUGUGCAAUUUGUCAAGAAGUUUUUACUCAUGCAACGGAAGCCACAUGUUGUGGACAGAUUUUUUGCAAAGAUUGCAUUGAACGAUGGGUCAGUGAGAGAGGUUCGUGUCCCAUGUGUCGAGAAACCAUUGGGUUUUCGCUCUUGGCAGCAUCCCGACAUGCACAGAGGAUGGCGAAUGAAAUGAAGGUGAGUUGUCUUUACUGCUCGGAAAACAUGAAGAAAGCUAGUUUAGGCCAUCAUAUGAGUGUCUGUGACCAAGCUCCCGUGGAACCUCCUCCACCAGCAGAUGUAGCGCUCCGUCAGCUCCUGAUUUCUACGGCAAGACUUAAUACCGCUUUUUUGGCGAGGUUUCUAAUGGCUUCGUCGCCUCCACAAGCUCUGAUGAUGCAGUGCUAUAUUCGUACACGCGGUGGAGGCUCAUACGAACUGUAUACACAGGACACGGACACGCUAUUGUGCACGGCAGUCCGUCGACGGCAGUACGACAUGUCGGUGAGUUUUAUCAUCUCAUUGGCGACGAAUUUGUGCUCGGCAGGCAACCAGAUGGAUACAGUCGGUGCUUAUUCAAUGAAUGCAGCGGUACCGGUAGCAAGACUAGACAAGAAUUACAUGGGCUCCCAGUACACAAUGUAUGACACGACAGGUGAAGUUCCACUCGAACUGGGCGCUGUGCAGUAUGCAGCCACGUUUGGCAAGUCACCGCGUCAGAUGCGCGUUGCGCUGCCACUUGUGGGAGCUGUUCCUGGUGUCGACAGUGCUGUCGAUGGCGCUCCGUCAUGGGCAGUGCAGCCGUGGAGCCCCGAGACCAAGGAGGACACAAUUCUCUCACAGGUAGAUAACCCAGACACUACUCGCGCAUUGCACCUGAUUAACAAACCGCCUGUGUGGAUUGAAUCGCUCGAGGCCUAUUGCCUGGACUUUGGCGGUCGUGUAGCAGCUGCCUCUGUCAAGAAUUUUCUGCUUUCGCACCCGGACGAUAUGGAAAAAACACUUAUGCUUUUCGGCCGUACACAAGACCGCCAAGUGUAUUCAAUGGACUAUGCCCACCCAUUCACUCCAGUGCAAGCCUUUGCCAUUGCUCUGAGCAGCAUGGACUCGCACCUCGUGACCUUUGAUUAG
Messenger RNA from Peronospora farinosa, 1572 nucleotides. The record is from the annotation of a GenBank genome assembly. Lineage: Eukaryota; Oomycota; Peronosporomycetes; Peronosporales; Peronosporaceae.